Messenger RNA from Colius striatus (speckled mousebird), 1874 nucleotides. RefSeq names its product iroquois homeobox 3 (gene IRX3). Bases 102 to 1562 code for a protein of 486 amino acids. The record is from RefSeq and is a predicted model, not a curated record. The transcript is spliced from 4 exons. Lineage: Eukaryota; Metazoa; Chordata; Aves; Coliiformes; Coliidae. Gene Ontology annotation, molecular function: DNA-binding transcription factor activity, RNA polymerase II-specific; RNA polymerase II cis-regulatory region sequence-specific DNA binding. Gene Ontology annotation, biological process: neuron differentiation; cell development; regulation of transcription by RNA polymerase II. Gene Ontology annotation, cellular component: nucleus.
UCCUCUGCUCCCGGCCCUGCUACUUUCUCCCCUUUCUCUCCCUUCUUCCUCUCUUCUUCCCCCCCCCCUUCCCCCCCGCCCCUGCCCCCCGCUCCCCCACCAUGUCUUUCCCCCAGCUGGGCUACCAGUACAUCAGGCCGAUUUACCCGGCGGAGCGCCCGGGGAGCGGCGGCUCCCGCGGCGGCGCCGAGCUGGCCCCGUCCGGGACCCUCUCCAACGUGCUCUCCUCCAUGUACGGCGCGCCCUACGCCGCCGCCGCCGCCGCCCAGGGCUACGGAGCCUUCCUGCCCUACGCCGCGGAGCUGCCCAUCUUCCCCCAGCUGGGUGCCCAGUACGAGCUGAAGGAGAGCCCGGGAGUCCAGCACGCCGCCUUCCCCCACCACCACCCCGCCUUCUACCCCUACGGCCAGUACCAGUUUGGGGACCCGUCGCGACCCAAGAACGCUACCCGCGAGAGCACCAGCACCCUCAAGGCCUGGCUCAACGAGCACCGGAAAAACCCCUACCCCACCAAGGGCGAGAAGAUCAUGCUGGCCAUCAUCACCAAAAUGACCCUCACCCAGGUCUCCACCUGGUUUGCCAACGCUCGGCGGCGGCUCAAAAAGGAGAACAAAAUGACCUGGGCCCCCCGCAGCCGGACGGACGAGGAGGGCAACUCCUACGGGAGCGACCACGAGGGGGAAGAGGACAAGAGAGAGGACGAGGAGGAGAUCGACCUGGAGAACAUCGACACCGAGAAUAUUGAGAGCACCAAGGACGAGCUAGAGGACGAGCUGCAGGACGCUGACCUCCUGCACUCCGACUCCAAGACGGACUCGGAGGGCUCCGAGGGCUUUGAGGACUUGCCCGGCUCCGACGAGCGCUACCUCAAGGCGUCCGAGGGGGAACCGCAUCACCUCCGCCACCACCACCUCCACCAGCAUCAUCACCAUCACCACCACCACAAGUGCGAGCUCCCCGCCGCCCCCGCCUCCGCUGGCCUGGAGCCCCUCAAGCCGCCCCUCCAGCCUCUGCCACACCACCUCUCUUCCCCGUCCUCCGCCUCCUCCUCCGCCGCCUCCUCCCCGACGGACGGCGCUUUGGCCGGCACCUUGCCGAAGCCCAAGAUCUGGUCGUUGGCCGAGACGGCCACCAGCCCAGACAACCCCCGCAAGUCCCCCGGUGGCGGCUCCCCGCCGGCUGCCGCCCCGCAGCCGCUGCCGCUGCCGCCCCCGCCGCCCCACAGACUCGUCUCCUCUUGCCCCCUGGGCAAGUUCCCCAACUGGACCAACCGCGCCUUCCCGGCCCACCACCACCAUCACCACCCGGCCCCGCACCCGCUGGCCUUACUGAACACUCCCCACCUGCUGGGGCUGGGGGCCGCCCCCGCCGCCCCCUCCGCCGCCGCCGCCUUUACGCGGCCCGCGGACCAGGCGCAGAGCACGGAGCCCGCCGGAGCAGAUCGAUCUAGUGCCUUGGAAGUAGAGAAAAAGUUAAUAAAGACAGCUUUCCAGCCAGUGCAGAGGCGGCCUCAGAACCAGCUCGAUGCCGCUAUGGUUCUAUCGGCGUUGUCAUCAUCAUAGCUCAUUUUUAUAUUGUUGUUGUAAUGAUUGUAAAAAAAUCUCUGUAUAGUUACGACUUGUAAGCAUGUCCGUAUAAUUAAAAUUAAAAAGGAAAAAAAAAACCCAACCCCAAACCCGCUUCUGUACUAUCAUCUGGAUUAGCUGAGUUUGUGAGGUUUUUUGAAAGUCCGGUGAGAACUAGAUGUUUCGUUUUUUUUUGUUGUUGUUGUUGUUUUUGUACAUACAGUAAAAAAUGUACAUAUGUGUGAACCAAAUUGUACAAGAAAGUAUAUAUUUUUGGCUAAUAAAGAAACUGUUGCCACUUUGACUACA